Closterium sp. Naga37s-1 is the source of this 1620-nucleotide messenger RNA. NCBI's taxonomy places the organism in Eukaryota, Viridiplantae, Streptophyta, Zygnematophyceae, Desmidiales, Closteriaceae. The record is from the annotation of a GenBank genome assembly.
AUGGCUACUCCUCGCAUCACCACUCUUCGCACCGUGUUCAUCAUCGCGUUGGUCCUCGCCUCACUCCCCGCACUCUACGCCGCGGCUGCGCCAAAGCAGCGGGGCGACGUCACUGCUGGGGGAAACGCAGCCGUCGACGCGGCGGCGAGGAGGGGCCGCGAGCUGCUGGAAGCGAGCAGCGGUGCGAACGUGGAGCACGUGGGUGGCGAGGAGGAGGAGGUGGGGGAGGCGACGGACGGGCUGGACGAGGCGGUGCGGGUGCUGCUUGCCUCAGAUGUGUGGGAGCGGAUGAAGAAGCAGAACCCGAACUUAGGCGUCUUGAAGAUGGUUGAGAAGAGGAACCCGAACUUAGGCAACUUGAAGAAGUAUGUGCCAGAUAAGCCGGUCUGGAAGCUUGAGAAGCCGCUCAAGGCUUCGGGCGACGGGCUGGACGAGGCGGUGAGGGUGCUGCUGAGCUGGCAGAAGAUCAAGCAUAUGAACACGCAUGAUUGCCUCAAAUUUGCUGCUUCUGCUUCUGCUGCUGCUGCUGCUGCUGCUGCUGCUGCUGCUGCUGCUGCUGCUGCUGCUGCUGCUGCUGCUGCUGCUGCUGCUGCUGCUGCUGCUGCUGCUGCUGCUGCUGCUGCUGCUGCUGCUGCUGCUAGUACCAUGUCUGCUAUAGCUGCUACUGCUGGAAAAUCUGUUGUCAGGAUGCCUUGUGUGUCAACUCACAAGGCCCGUGUGAUGAUGCUUGCUCAAAAGCAGGUAGGUGCAGCAGCUAGGGGUAACCAGCAGGUGCUAAUGAGUCGCAUGGAGGCAGUGGAAGCACUGGCAGGGAAGCCCCUGCCGGUGAUGGUCGGGUUCCUGCAGGGUAAUCCAGUGAGCCACUGGAGUGGGGGAGUGAAUUUGUGGAAGCCGCCUGCUGUGAAGCCGGGGGACAUUCUCGAUUUACCACUCACUCCCCCUGCCCUCCUUUUUUCUCUUCCCCCACUUCCAGUCGUCCAGUGGUUCGCCGAGACGCACGACGUGCAGCGCUUCAAAAAUAUAUUUGCCUUCAAGACCUGCGCCUUCUUCAAUGCCGUGCCGCUCACAUCCGCCUCGCAGUUCGGCAUGCGUCUCUUUCAAGUUAAGCCCGCCCAUGCCGGCAAGACUGCUAUUCCCUGCUACUCUCGAGAAUCCAUCGCGGCAGUAACCAUGGCUACUCUUCGCACCGUGUUCAUCCUCGCAUUGGUCCUCGCAACACUUCCCGCACUCUACGCCGCGGCUGCGCCAAAGCAGCGGGGUGACGUUGCUGGGGGAAGCGCGCCCGUGGACGCGGCGAGUUGGGGCCGCAAGCUGCUGGAAGCGAGCGGCGGUGACCUGGACGUGGGUGGCGAGGAGGAGGAGGUGGGAGAGGCGAUGGACGGGCUGGACGAGGCGGUGCGGGUGCUGCUGAGCUGGAAGAAGGUGAAGCAGGCGGCGAAUGAGGCGGCGAAGAGCGAGGCGGGCCAGAAGGCGGGAGGGUUCGUGAAGAAUGUGGUGAAGAAUGGCGGCAAGGAGGCGCUCACGGCUGCAGUCAACGCGUACAGCAGCGGCAAGGGCGCCAAGGGUGCCCUGCAGGCGGGCGCUGGCUCGUUCGUCAAGACCGCGGAAACGAUGAUUUAA